Messenger RNA from Eupeodes corollae, 3327 nucleotides. It is a transcript of the gene cact, whose product is annotated as NF-kappa-B inhibitor cactus. Lineage: Eukaryota; Metazoa; Arthropoda; Insecta; Diptera; Syrphidae. The coding region runs from base 991 to 2622 and encodes 543 amino acids. The record is from RefSeq and is a predicted model, not a curated record. The transcript is spliced from 6 exons. Gene Ontology annotation, molecular function: protein binding.
UCGAAAUCAUCAGUUUGAACGAGACAGCGAACGAUUUGAGAAGUGUUGUUUAAAAAGUGCUCUCAUCGCCCCUUUAAAAACUUAUAAAAAUAAAUUUGAAACUGAUAAUAAAACAAAAACAAGAAACAGAAAAUAGAAGAAUUUAAAAUCCAAUUUGCAUAAAAAUCAUCAUCUCACCAAAUUGAAAUUCCAAAACAAUAUAACCAAAAAAAUAACCAAGAAGAAUCCAAAAAUCUAAAAUCAACUUCCUGGCACCGUGCAAAACAAGUUUUGAAUUAAAUUUUGCUAACUUAACUAAACCCAAAAGCUAGAAAUAGAAACGAAACAACUCGUAGCCAUAUUGGAAUUAUAUUAAACAACAAAACUUAAUUGAAUUCCAUAAUUCCAUUCUUUAUACUUUAUACCCCUCUCCAUCAUACGUCGUCGUCUAUCGUCGUCGUGUUGCAAAAAAAGCAGAAAAGUGGGAAAACUCAGAAAAGAAAAUUCGAGUAGGUAAACUUUUCCAUCUCUGUGUCAAUACCAAUCAAUUGUGUAUUUUUCAAGUGUUCUGUUAACAAAUUGUGAAUUUAAAAAAUAUAUAAAGAAAUAAAUCGAGAAAAUAAAGUUUAUCUCGUUUGUUAAUUUCAAGAAGAGUUGUGUGUUAUUUUCCACUCCACAUUUUAUUCGCUCUCACGGUCACGUCACAUUCGUUCCUCCGUGAAUUGUGUGUGAGAUCAGCUUAUUGUUUUAUAAUUAAAAAAAACGUUCGUAUUAAAAAUUCAAUCAUCUUUUAGCAAAUUUUUCGCGAUAGAUGUUUCUCACGCAGAUUUUAGUCUCAAAAACUUAUUCAGCUUUCCAACACAGGUUCGGUAGCUUGUUAAUGUGCUAAAAGUUAAAUUUCAAAAAUAAAAAUCUUUUCUGCUUAACGUCGUCGAUAAAGAGAAAAGGACAUCAUUUAAAAAAAAAAGUAAUCACUCAAAAAAAAACAAAACAGAAAAAUAAUUGUAUAUAAUGUGGAACCAAAAUCAACUCAGUGAUAAGACAACAGCCAAGGAUGUUUUUGUUGCUGCUGAGACGACAACAACAAACAAUUUUGAUCAACAGAAGAAAACUGUUGUAGGAACACACUCGCAGCGACAUCUGCCGACGAGCGGCGCGGGCGACAACGGGAAGAACAACGGUCGUGGUGGUGGCGGUGUCAAUAAUUUGGGUCAUUGUGCCACCAGCAAGGACAAGGACAACUACACGAGCUGCAGUGAGGCAACCGAUUCGGGAUUUUUAUCUGGUCCACAGCUAUCUGAAGACUACGACAAUAGCUUUUCUUCUUCUUCUGCAACAGCCACCGGUGAGGGUGGAGAGAGCCAGCAGAAUAUAACUCGUGGUGGAGUUCAACUUAAUAUUGUUCACAAUAAACAACAAAAGAAACAAUCCUCUGCUGCUGCAAGCCAACAGAAUUACAUAGACUCAGGUUGCAUUGACGAGGAUUUUGAGGAGGACGACGAAGAAAUUGCUGCCGUCGUUGCAUCCGAACAGCAACAACAACAAGGACAUUUACAUUCUCGUCCUUCGAUCACAACAACAGCUGCUUCGCCACAACAACGUGGUUCAUCAUCGAAUAACCAACAGGAAGACGACGAUCAAAUGAUUUUGGAUAAAGGCGUAGAUUCUGGUGUAUCGGAGUGGUUCUGUAAACUAACUCUGAGGGAUCCAAAUCAAUCGGUGAAUAAUUUGGGAUCAUCGGAGAGGACAAACGCAGAUUCAACAAAUAACAGUAACAGUGGUGAUAUGGCUCCAUGGGAAAUUUACUAUCAACAAAAUAAUGAAGGCGAUACACAAUUGCACCUGGCAUGUAUAACUGGUCAUGUUGAAGUUGUUGCAGCUCUAAUACGUAUGGCACCACAUCCAUGUCUGUUUAAUAUACAAAAUGAUGAAGCACAAACUAGCCUUCAUUUGGCUGUUAUUUAUGGACAACCUAAGAUUUUAAGAAUGCUUUUAAUUGCAGGCGCUGAGCCAACAGCUCGGGAUCGUCAUGGCAAUACUCCUCUCCAUUUAGCCUGCAUUUCCGGCGAUACACAAUGCGUCAAAGCCCUUACAAUACCAAUCAGUGCAUCUGAAAUAAAUGAAGCCCAUCGUUCUUAUGGUCAUUUAAGUAGUGACAAAACAACAUCCUACCUCGAUUGCGCCCGUUUACCAGCUGAUUUGGAAAUUCGUAAUUAUGAUGGUGAAAGAUGUGUUCACUUGGCGGCACAAGGUGGUCACAUAGAUAUUCUGAGACAUUUGGUCUGGUUUGGAGCUGAUAUCAAUGCAAGAGAAGGCAAAUCAGGACGUACAUCAUUACAUAUUGCCAUUGAAUGUUGCAAUGAAGUAUUAGCAAAUUUCCUUCUCGAAGAAUGUUCAACAUUGAAUAUUGAAACUGAAACAUAUGCCGGUCUAACAGCUUACCAAGUUGCCUGCAUUCUUGACAAUCAAACUAUGCAAAAUCAUUUAGAAAAACGUGGGGCUGAGAUCCUAACACCUCCGGAUAGUGAUUAUGAUAGUAGCGACAUUGAAACAGAUCUAGACGAUUCGCAGAUGUACAGUCGAUUUGGAGAUCCACGUUAUUUUGCCCAAUAUAAUGGAGGAAAUCCAAUUAAUGUCGCAUAAAUUAUAAUGUUUUGUUUCAAUGACGUUAAACAAAAUUCUUCUUUCCGAAAAAGUGUCCAUAAACACAACACUCUCUCUCAAAAACAAUACAAACAUAAAAUAGAAAAAAAUAACAAAAGAAUUUAAAAUUUGUCUAAAACAAGUUUUUUAAUUCAACGAAUAUAUGUAUAAUUUUAGAAUCCAAAAUUUCGAAAAAAAAAUAUUAUUUUAAAUUUAAAAAACAAACAAAAAUUGUAUACCUAACAAGUAGUAUGGGAGCACAUCAGUAUUUAAAACUAACAACAAUCCAGACAAUUUCUCCAAAGGAAGAUUAUAUUCUUAAAUAAAAAUUAUAUACGCAGUUACCAGUUUAAAAAAAAAACAUAUAUAAAAUAUUAUAUUAUAUCUAAAAUGAACUUGUUUCUUAACUAAAAUGUAAAAUGUAAACAUUUCGAAUUUUUCGAUUAAAAACAAAAUAAAACAAAAAUAAAUAUCUCUACAUUUAUAUAAAUGGCGUGAAAAUGAUGUGUUCAACAAAAUUAAAAAAAAAAUAAAACAUUUUAUAAAUCAUGUAAGGUAUUUUGUAGUAAAUUAGAUUAUAAUAUUGAAUUAAACAAAUUUUAAGGAAAAAACAAAAAUGUCAAAUUAAUUGCCAAUACAAAAAUAUUGAUGUUGUAUUUUAAAAAUUUUGUUUAAAAUAAAUGCGAUUAAAGGAGAACACAAAAA